Messenger RNA from Diplodia corticola, 3999 nucleotides. RefSeq lists its product as uncharacterized. The transcript has 2 exons. The coding region runs from base 1 to 3999 and encodes 1332 amino acids. Lineage: Eukaryota; Fungi; Ascomycota; Dothideomycetes; Botryosphaeriales; Botryosphaeriaceae. The record is from RefSeq and is a predicted model, not a curated record.
AUGCAUUUGGUAGACGGCUUCGUGGACAACAUCAAGGAUGGCCUCAAGAACGGCGCCGCCGACUUCAUCGGCUCCACCGAGGCCAUCAUCGGCGUCGCCAACAAGAACCCGGAGAAGAUGCGAGCGUUGCUGAACCUCAUGCUCCGGCCCCAAUUCAAACCCACCUUCAUCAAAGACGAGCCCCCGAACGAGGAGGAGUUCCAGUCCCUCGCGCCCGCCGUGCCCGAGCAAACGCCAUCCAUCCCCUCGCGCAUGUUCGACAUCGACACGGGCAACAUGUCCGUCGACUGGCUGGGCAACGACGACGUCAGCCAAUACUGCAUCCUCUCGCACAGCUGGAAAGGCAACGAAGUCGACCUCGCCUUCGUCAACGAGGCGAGAGAGCACAACCGCAAGGGGGAUGCCGGAGCGAAGAACGACGUCGAGAUGAUUAUGAACCUCGCCAGACACAAGGUCGAGGAGAAGAAGGCGACCAUCGAGGCGCUGCUGAAGGCGUCGGGAGGCGACAAGGCCGACUACGAUGCCGGCAAGAUACUCGCCGAAUACAUCGAGGUCAAGAUGGCGAAGAAGAAUCUCAAGAAGGCGAGGAAAGCACGGGACGACGCGAACAGGAAGCGCAUGUACACCAAGCAGGAGGCCGGCGCUUUCAGGAAGCUUGCUCGCGAGAUGGAGGAUACCAUCUCCGCCGACGCGUGCCAGAGCAAGCGUGGCGCCAAUCCACCUCCUCGGCCGACGGAUGAGAGCGACAAGGAGCUGGCGGAAAAGGAAGCGAAAGCCGAGAAAGAGGUCAAGGAAGCAGAGACCAAGCUGCAGGAGGCUGCGGAGAGCGAGACGGUCAAGAACAACGCCAAGUUCUUCAACGAUGCUGCUCAGACGCCGCUCCGCGAAGCCAUCGACGGGCUCAACGAAGCCUUGUACAAGUGGAAGUCGGCCAUCAAGAUCGACCAGUCCAUCAGGAAGGCGGUAGAGAUCUUCGACGAGAAGCUGUUCCCUACGAAAGGGGGAGGCAAACGGUACCUCUGGAACGACACGUGCUGUAUUGACAAGCCGAACCAUGGCGAACUCGUCGAUUCGCUGUCUCUUAUGGGAGACUGGUACGCCAAUGCAGACUUCUGUCUGGUGCAUCUCGACACGGCCCCGUCGGACGACGAAUGGAACGAUGAAUGGGUGCGGUUCUCGCAAUCGCCGCCUGCUGAGCCUGUGCUGCCGAAUCCGCCCAAUAUCGACGAGUACAAGGGUGACAAGGGCAUUCUCGUCGCAGAGCCGAAGUGGUCCACUCGUGGCUGGACUCUGCAGGAGCUUGUGUUGAGCAAGACGACAUUCUACGUCAACUCGGCGUGGCAGCGACUGAAGCGGCCGCAGGAGAGACUCGGACACUACUACUUCCUGUGUCCUUUCGUCGAGCUGUACACGGGGUGCGAGCCGAUAGCUGAUGCCGAGCGAAAAAGGCUGCGGAAGGUUUGGAGGGAGACGGUAGAGAAAUACGAACCCGAGGUCUUCCAAUCCCUGAAGCCUUCGGAUGCGAAUGACGAAGCAGACGACACUGAGACGAGGAUCAGUGCUGGACAAUACCUGAUCGCCAUCCUCGAGGCAUUCGGACUCAACAUCCCGCACAUGAUCGACAGGGACACAGCGAUCCCUCUGAUCAACCAGGCCGUGUACAUCGUGACCACGUGCUACAGAAACCAGGAGACCGAGGAAGACAGCCGCAAGGUGCGGCUCUACCUCAAUUUGAAGAAACACAUCUCCCCCUCGUACGAGACGAGUCCCAUCUCGGAAACCGACCUGGGCCGGACGAUCAAGUUCUUGCUCCGGUGCCUCGUGGCGGAAACGAAAGCGGCCAUCUUGGAAGACAGGGCAUACAUUGCCCAGUUCGGAAAGGUGGAUCCGCUCAAGAGCUGGAUGGGCGGCACGACGCGCACCAGCUUCCCCACGCAAAGAGUCAUGUCGCUCGCGUGCAAGCGGGAGACGACGGUCGACACGGACCGGGCUUACUCGCUGAUGGGGCUCCUCGGCGUGCGGUUUCCCACGUUCAAGGCCGAGGGCCUGCCCAAGGCGCUGGCGCGCCUCUUCGACGAGACGCUGAUCCUGUCCAACGACGUGUCAGUGUUCAACUGGGCGGGCCGCGAGAUGGGCAGCCACAUCCGCGGGCGAUCGCUGUACCCGUCGCGGCUGGAUGCCUUCGACACCAGCCAGUCCGAGGGGCAGUCGAUGGCGAACCGGCAGCUGGCGAGGCUGCUGCAGGCCAGGCGCAAGGAGCUGACGGCCACGUUCCACCGCAUCUGCGACAUGCUGCACAACGCCAUCGCCUUCCUCAAGAAGUACGACCACCACACCCACCUCCCCAUCAAGUGGAUCGAAGGCAUCAUCGAGCUGGUCUACGCCGCCGACCUGGAGGACCUGGACCCGCAGGUCGACGACCUCGAAAGCAUCCUCAAGUGGAUCCAGAACAAGUGCGCCAGCGCCUGGGCCAGCAAGGGCGACCCCAAGGCCCGCGGCCACGGCCUGCUGGGCAGCCUCGCGAAGCACCAUCCCGUCGAAGGGCUGAAACUCAGCACCCUGCAGAAGAAGCGAUCCCUCUCCGGCCUGUUCGACUCCGCCAGUCGCUCCUCCAAACGCGUCAAGACCGAAACCGGCAGCCCCGCCUCGCCCUGCACGCCCAGCUCCCCUGCAGACACCCUCGUCGACCCCCCCUACGACGAAGCAACCCUCAAAGACGCCGUCAACCGCCUCAACCAAGACGUCAACGCCUACCUCCAGAAAAGCCGCGACACCCUCGGCAAGCACGACGACGCCCACCCCCGCCGCGCCCUGCUCUCCAAACUCCCCCAAGAAGUCCUCGACGAACUCACCCGCAACACCGACACAGCACCACCACCACCGCCCCCCUCAUCCAGCACCGAGCACCACCACCACCACCCCACCAGCCAACCCCCCACCACGACAGCCACAACCAUCUCCCCCAACCCCAUCACAGUCACCACCUCGGGCAUCGACGGCACCUUCGACAUCCACCGCAUCGUCACCGCCUUCCACGAAGAAGCGCAGCUGCGCGCGCAGGUCCGCGCCGCCGUCUCGCCGCGCCAGCGCGUCGCCGGCUGGUGCAGCGUCAGCACCGGCUUCGCGCGCGUCAUGGUGUCGUUCUCGUGCGAGGCGCACGUGCUGGCCAAGCAGCUGAAGAUCGCGCAGGUGGUGCGGCGGAAGGUCGUCGAGAACGACGGGUUGGCGCGGCGCGAAAGGGAGGAGGGGUGGUUGGCGGCGGGGGUGAGGAAUGGGGGGUGGGGCCGUGGUGAGGGGGGGGCGACGAGAAGGCCGAAUGCGGAACUGAGGGAUGGGGUGGUUGAUGCGGUGGAGGAGAAGGCGCAUAGGGCGCACCAUACGGAGGAUGAGAGGCGGGUGAGUCGGAUGAUUGCGUUUGUGCAGGAGGAGCCGCUGGAGGCGGUGGCGGGGGAGUGGGUGUUGGCGAGGUUUUCGGACGUCGGGUGUGCGAGUUGGUUCCUGUGUGCGCUGGAGCUGGGGUCGUCACACGGGUUUUACGGGCAGCGCGUCGCGACGGAUCGGAUCGAUUUCGCGGAUGCCAUCCCCGAGCCUGGGCUGGUCAAUGUGUGGCAGUCGUACAUGGAUCGCAAGAAGCGGAAGCUGUGCUAUAUCCUGAACGAUUUUCUGGCGAGCAGGGCCCUGUGCUCGAAGAAGGAUCUCAUCUUCAGUCACGGGAGGGAGAAGGGCGAGGGGGAGGAGGAUUUGGAGAAGGACGAUGGGGUCUGGGAGCAUGCGUGGGAUGUGGGUGUGACGGCGGUGAAGAAUGCGGGCACUUUGACGACGUAUAGUCUGCGGGAGGCGUGGCAUAACAUGAUGGCGGAGAGGUUGGAUAGCCAUUUGACGGCGGUUGUGCUGAAGUACACGCCCAAGGAUCUGCAGCCGGCGGUGGAGAACUUGAACGCGGACCAGGACUUCCUGCCGGCGGCCUUUAGGUCCGGCACCAGGGUUCACAUGUUCUAG